Molecule: messenger RNA, 216 nt
Organism: Exophiala aquamarina CBS 119918
Lineage: Eukaryota; Fungi; Ascomycota; Eurotiomycetes; Chaetothyriales; Herpotrichiellaceae
Exons: 1
Source: RefSeq, a predicted model, not a curated record
AACUUCGACGACUACGAUUCUGGUGACGAGGAGACUUCAGGUUUCGUCACUAAGGAGGCUGAGGAGGCUGAAAAGUCCGGUCAGGAGGCUGGAAGACCAGGCAGUCUAUUGAAUAGGAUGAUUUCUCACGGCAACAAGAAGACCGAGGACCAGAUCGCUCGCGAGGCCCGCGAGGCCGCUGCUGCUAAUCCAGGUGCUGGCGGGGCCGACCAGGCU